UUCAUAUCUUCACCAUAGAAUUGCGUGCCCCGUACUCUUUAUCCUCCCUCUAUAUGUGUAUCACUUCGACUACCAAAACAACAGGACUUUGAUUUUGUAUACUGAUUCAUGGAGGAUUCAAAUUCAAUUGCUGGGCGCCGCCUUACUACAAUUCAAACUCAUCUUCUUCCCUCCACCGACACUUCCAACUCUCAGAUUUAUACUAAUUCCACUGCCGCGGAAUUCGUCGAUGAUCGGAGAUAUAGUGUUGUUCUCCCGGAAAAAUUGAACUCUGGAAAGUGGAAUGUGUACAGAUCGGCACGUUCUCCGCUGAAGCUUGUCACCAGAUUCCCUCAUCAUCCUGAGAUUGAAACAUUACAUGAUAACUUUGUACAUGCAGUCGAUACAUUCCCAGAUUACAAGUACUUGGGUUCACGUGUAAGAGUAGAUGGGACUGUUGGAGAGUACAAAUGGAUGACAUAUGGAGAAACAGCCACGGCUCGAUCUGCAAUAGGAUCUGGCCUCCAGUUUCACGGAUUAUCAAAAGGAGCAUGCGUUGGACUCUAUUUUAUAAAUAGACCCGAGUGGCUGGUUGUUGAUCACGCAUGUUCAGCUUAUUCAUAUGUUUCGGUGCCUUUAUAUGACACUCUUGGUCCUGAUGCUGUCAAAUAUAUCAUAAACCAUGCUGAUGUGCAGGCAGUUUUUUGUGUGCCCAGUACAUUGAAUGUUUUGUUGAGCUUCUUAUCUGAAAUUAGUAGUGUAUGCAUAAUAGUGGUAGUGGGAGGGAUAGAUGGACACCUUCCCUCCCUCCCGGCAACAUCCGGUGUUCAACUUAUAUCAUAUUCAAAACUUAUCAGUCAGGGUCAUAGUAAUCUAAGACCUUUUUGCCCUCCAAAGGCCAAUGACAUUGCUACUAUAUGCUACACAAGUGGUACUACUGGAACACCAAAGGGUGUGGUUCUGACACAUGAAAACUUGAUCUCAAGUGUUGCAGCCUCAACACUGCAAAUUAAAUUCAACUCCUCAGACAUUUAUGUAUCAUAUCUUCCGCUGGCGCAUAUCUACGAGCGAGCUAACCAAAUUAUGUCAGUGUACUGUGGUAUUGCUGUUGGUUUUUACCAAGGGGAUAAUUUAAAAUUGAUGGAUGACUUGGCUGUUCUAAGACCAACAAUUUUCUGCAGCGUUCCUCGUCUUUACAAUAGAAUAUACGCUGGGAUUGUGAAUGCUGUAAACACGUCAGGGGUUUUAAAGCAAAGACUGUUUAAUGCUGCAUACAAUUCCAAGAAGCAGGCAUUGAUGAGUGGUCGAAAACCAUCACCAAUUUGGGAUAGAUUGGUAUUCAAUAAGAUAAAGGCAAAAAUGGGAGGCCGAGUUCGUUUCUUGGGCUCAGGUGCUUCACCAUUAUCUUCUGAUAUAAUGGACUUCUUAAAAGUAUGCUUUGGGUGUCCAGUGAUUGAAGGUUAUGGUAUGACGGAAACUGCAUGUGUCAUAACUAUCAUGGAUGAGACUGAUAACCUUUCUGGCCAUGUUGGUUCUCCUAAUCCUUCAUGCGAAGUAAAACUUGCUGAUGUUCCAGAGAUGAAUUACACCUCUGAUGAUCAACCCAAUCCCCGAGGAGAAAUCUGCGUUCGGGGGCCUAGUGUUUUCCAAGGCUACUACAAAGAUGAAGUCCAAACAAGAGAAGUAAUUGAUGAUGAGGGGUGGCUUCAUACUGGGGACAUUGGGAUGUGGUUACCUGGAGGCCGCCUUAAGAUUAUUGACAGGAAAAAGAACAUAUUUAAGCUGGCACAAGGGGAGUACAUAGCACCUGAUAAAAUUGAAAAUGUAUAUGCCAAAUGUAAAUUUGUUGCUCAGUGUUUUGUAUAUGGUGACAGCUUCAACUCAUCUUUGGUAGCAAUCAUAUCCAUUGAUCCAGAUGUAAUCAAGGAUUGGGCUGCAUCUGAGGGCAUAAAGUAUGAUGAUUUAAGACAAUUAUGUAGUGAUCCUAGGGCUAAGGCAGCUGUUCUAGCUGAAAUGGAUGAUCUAGGCAGGGAAGCUCAGCUGAGGGGCUUUGAGUUUGCAAAAGCUGUAACCUUAGUGCCAGAACCAUUCACUGUUGAGAAUGGCCUUCUCACUCCAACCUUCAAGGUGAAGAGACCGCAGGCAAAAGCAUUCUUUGCAAAGGAAAUAUCCAACAUGUAUGCAGAGCUUGCAACAAUGGAUCCUACUCUUCAUAAACCGUUAUGAGACCGCCUUCACCUAAAUGUUACCUUGUAAACGACCAAUUCUAUAUUGAACCCUUUCCUGUUCUUCAUAUCUAAAUCUAGUCUAGUAACUCAAAUUUGCAAGCUUUUUUUUUUUUUUUUGUCUUUCUUUCUGUUCAUAAAGAAUGUUGAAGAUUCACUCAACAAUAUCAAAUAUACGUAGAUAUAAAGAAUUAGUAGA
Helianthus annuus (common sunflower) is the source of this 2403-nucleotide messenger RNA. Its product is annotated as long chain acyl-CoA synthetase 7, peroxisomal. The transcript is spliced from 22 exons. Lineage: Eukaryota; Viridiplantae; Streptophyta; Magnoliopsida; Asterales; Asteraceae. The record is from RefSeq and is a predicted model, not a curated record. Gene Ontology annotation, molecular function: long-chain fatty acid-CoA ligase activity. Gene Ontology annotation, cellular component: membrane; endoplasmic reticulum. The coding region runs from base 109 to 2205 and encodes 698 amino acids. Gene Ontology annotation, biological process: fatty acid metabolic process.